GUCUCUUGGGAUCUGUUUCUGAUUUUGCUUGAACUUAUUUGGGGUUUGAAUUUUGCUUCAGGACCAGGCCAUGGGGAGGCUGAGACAAGGGAGUGCAUUUACUACAAUGCCAACUGGGAGUUGGAGAAGACCAACCAGAGUGGUGUGGAGCGCUGCGAGGGGGAGAAGGACAAGCGGCUCCACUGCUAUGCUUCUUGGAGAAACAACUCGGGCUCCAUCGAGCUGGUGAAGAAAGGCUGCUGGUUAGAUGACUUCAACUGUUAUGACAGGCAGGAGUGUGUAGCCACAGAAGAAAACCCUCAAGUGUUUUUCUGCUGCUGCGAGGGCAACUAUUGCAAUGAGAAAUUUACCCAUUUGCCUGAAGUCACUGGCCCAGAAGUCAUAUACGAGCCGCCACCACCAACGCCCUCCCUGCUCAACAUCCUGGUGUACUCACUGCUCCCCAUUGCUGUCCUCUCCAUGGCCAUCCUCUUGGCCUUCUGGAUGUAUCGUCACCGCAAGCCUCCCUACGGGCACGUCGACAUUAAUGAGGACCCUGGCCCUCCACCCCCUUCUCCCCUGGUUGGCCUAAAGCCUCUGCAGCUCUUGGAGAUCAAGGCGAGGGGACGGUUUGGCUGCGUGUGGAAGGCUCAGCUGAUGAAUGACUAUGUAGCAGUGAAAAUCUUCCCUAUUCAGGAUAAGCAAUCUUGGCAGAGUGAGAGGGAGAUUUUCAAUACUCCUGGCAUGAAGCAUGAAAACCUUUUGCAGUUCAUUGCAGCAGAGAAAAGAGGGACAAACCUAGAGACAGAGCUCUGGCUGAUCACAGCUUUCCAUGAUAAGGGUUCUCUGACAGAUUACCUGAAGGGCAAUAUUAUCAGCUGGAAUGAGCUCUGCCAUGUUGCAGAAACAAUGGCCCGUGGCUUGUCCUAUCUUCAUGAAGACGUCCCUUGGUGCAAAGGUGAAGGACACAAACCUGCUAUAGCGCACAGGGACUUCAAGAGUAAAAAUGUCCGGCUGAAGAACGACUUGACGGCAGUGCUAGCCGAUUUUGGACUAGCUGUACGGUUUGAACCUGGAAAACCUCCAGGGGACACUCAUGGACAGGUGGGAACUAGGAGGUAUAUGGCUCCCGAAGUGUUAGAGGGAGCAAUCAACUUCCAACGAGACGCCUUCCUGAGAAUAGACAUGUAUGCAAUGGGACUGGUGUUGUGGGAGCUAGUCUCCAGAUGCAGAGCAGUUGAUGGUCCAGUGGAUGAAUACAUGCUGCCUUUUGAAGAAGAAAUAGGUCAGCACCCAUCCCUUGAGGACCUGCAAGAAGUGGUGGUUCACAAGAAGAUGCGCCCUGUGUUCAAGGAUCACUGGCUGAAACACCCCGGCUUGGCGCAGCUCUGUGUGACCAUCGAAGAGUGCUGGGACCACGACGCAGAGGCUCGGCUCUCAGCGGGCUGUGUCGAGGAGCGCAUUGCGCAGAUCCGCAAAUCUGUAAACGGCACUACCUCGGACUGCCUCGUCUCCAUCGUGACGUCUGUCACCAACGUGGACUUGCCACCCAAAGAGUCUAGUAUCUAAGUCCUGGUUCACUUUUGUCUUUGCAGACUCAGUGGAUUCAAAAAAAAGAAAAAAGUUUUAAGAAAAAACCCACACACAAAAAAAAAAACAAACACA
Messenger RNA from Nestor notabilis (Kea), 1644 nucleotides. RefSeq names its product activin A receptor, type IIB (gene ACVR2B). The record is from RefSeq and is a predicted model, not a curated record. The transcript is spliced from 10 exons. The annotation marks the transcript as partial. Gene Ontology annotation, molecular function: ATP binding; activin binding; activin receptor activity. Gene Ontology annotation, biological process: activin receptor signaling pathway; protein phosphorylation; cellular response to growth factor stimulus. Gene Ontology annotation, cellular component: activin receptor complex; plasma membrane. NCBI's taxonomy places the organism in Eukaryota, Metazoa, Chordata, Aves, Psittaciformes, Psittacidae.